AUGGAUUCGAAAACUUAUACCGUGCGAUCAAUCAAUAAUCAGACGCCUUACUUGGUUGAACCAGUAAGUUACAAUAGGCAAUAUCACGCACAGCCCGUGAGGAGAGCUGUUGUUCUUUCUAAUAAUCAGCAAACACCUCGAAUGAAUAGAAUACAACCCCCUCCUCAUAGCGCUCCCCAAUGUUACAGAAGCUUGCCUCCUGGCGGAGUUCUCAAAUAUGAGUACGAUUUCGCUGAUGCAAAGCGGAACAUAGACAAGUCUAAAGGGCUAAGGCAUUUCUCUACAAAAGUGUGUGAGAAAGUGAAGGAGAAAGGUAGAACUAACUACAAUGAGGUAGCGGAUGAGUUGGUUGCUGAGUAUUUCGAUUCACAAUCCAGUGUACAGUUUAAUGAUGAAAAACACCAGUAUGAUAUGAAAAAUAUAAGACGUAGAGUCUAUGAUGCACUCAAUGUUUUACUUGCCAUGAACAUUAUACAGAAAAACAAAAAAGAUAUUCAUUGGGUUGGUUUGCCCACAUCCACUGUUCAAGAAUACAAACGAUUAGAAGAGGAAAAGGUUAGACGCCAAGAGCGCAUCCGAGAAAAAACCAAUAAUCUCCACGAAAUGAUCGUACAACUUGUAGCAUAUAAAACACUAGUAGAACGAAAUAGGGAACGUGAGAGAACAGAGGGCAGACCAGUAGAUAAUUCUGUUCUCUAUCUACCCUAUGUAAUUGUCAAUACAGAAAAACGAGCCCUAGUAGAAUGUUCUGUGGCUCAUGAUAAGUCUGAGUUUCUUUUCAAUUUUGACCAUCCUUUUGAGAUUCAUGACGACGUCGAGGUAUUGAAGCGCUUAGGGUUAGCCUUCGGUUUAGAGAAAGGUCGUGCUGCUCCAGGAACUUCAGAAAAAAUCAAGAGCUGCUUGCCACCUGCUCUACGUGAAUAUGUUGAUGAGAUUAUCCAAUCAGGCGCCAUGAUGGUUGACUCUCCUUCUGUGAGUGGAAUAUCCAGUGUUAAUGUUGGGGGGAAAGAUAAGUCUGUCCAAUACAUAUUAUCUACUCCGGAAGAGGAAAAACCUCAGCUAGUUAGGCCGAUUAGAAACCCUGUUGUUGUUAGAUCAGCAAAUCGAUAUACUGUAGUUAAACCAUCGACUUUCAGUCAUAUUCCACAACCUAAGCGAUAUCAACAAGUUGUGGUCAGACCAAAUGGAUCUCAACGAGUUAUGCUUGCCAACCAAAGCUCAGGAAUACACUUGACCCGUCCGCUUCAAAAUCAAUUUAGAUCUCAACCAGCUCAUUACACCCACUAUGAGCAGCCACAGGCUUCUGAUUCUCACGGAUAUAUGUAUGAAGAAAUCGAAGGGGAAGAAAACAUUGAUUAUUCUUAA
Molecule: messenger RNA, 1365 nt
Organism: Auanema sp. JU1783
Lineage: Eukaryota; Metazoa; Nematoda; Chromadorea; Rhabditida; Rhabditidae
Source: the annotation of a GenBank genome assembly